AUGGACGUCACCAUCCAGCACCCCUGGUUCAAGCGCACCCUGGGGCCCUUCUACCCCAGCCGGCUGUUCGACCAGUUCUUCGGCGAGGGCCUCUUCGAGUACGACCUGCUGCCCUUCCUGUCGUCCACCAUCAGCCCCUACUACCGCCAGUCCCUCUUCCGCACCGUGCUGGACUCCGGCAUCUCCGAGCUCAUGACCCGUAUGUGGUCUCUAACGCGCCAGCCUCAUGCUGGAGACCCCAAGAACAACCCUGGCAAGGCAAAUCCGAUGCCAGUGCGGUCCGACCGGGACAAGUUCGUCAUCUUCCUGGACGUGAAGCACUUCUCGCCUGAGGACCUCACCGUGAAGGUGCAGGAAGACUUCGUUGAGAUCCACGGCAAACACAACGAGAGACAGGACGACCACGGCUACAUUUCCCGCGAGUUCCACCGGCGCUACCGCCUGCCUUCCAACGUGGACCAGUCGGCGCUGUCCUGCUCGCUCUCUGCGGACGGCAUGCUCACCUUCUCCGGCCCCAAGGUGCAGUCCGGCCUGGACGCUGGCCACAGCGAGCGAGCCAUCCCCGUGUCCCGGGAGGAGAAGCCCAGCUCGGCGCCCUCGUCCUGA
Messenger RNA from Lepus europaeus (European hare), 606 nucleotides. RefSeq names its product crystallin alpha A (gene CRYAA). Lineage: Eukaryota; Metazoa; Chordata; Mammalia; Lagomorpha; Leporidae. The transcript is spliced from 4 exons. Gene Ontology annotation, biological process: lens development in camera-type eye; protein refolding; response to heat. The record is from RefSeq and is a predicted model, not a curated record. Gene Ontology annotation, molecular function: protein folding chaperone; structural constituent of eye lens. The coding region runs from base 1 to 606 and encodes 201 amino acids.